Messenger RNA from Ciona intestinalis (vase tunicate), 913 nucleotides. NCBI's taxonomy places the organism in Eukaryota, Metazoa, Chordata, Ascidiacea, Phlebobranchia, Cionidae. The record is from RefSeq and is a predicted model, not a curated record.
CCCUUUAUGUGAAGGAGUCACUUUACAUUCAAAGAAGAAAAAGAGAAGCAAGAGCAAAGAAUCUUGAAAAGGCGAAACAGAUUACCCAGCAAGUUCCAUCUUUCAUUGCACUCGCAGACCAAGCGAUAUCUGUGCAUUUAGUUGCAGUUUGUAGGGUUGCGAUUACAAGAUUUGUUGAAAGUGUUUUAUGUAUGACUGAUGUAACUGAAGACACUGAAGAUAAUGUUUCUGUUACCUCAGAAAGCCAUAUCACUGAAAAAGGCACAAUAAGCUCCAAAGAAACCGAAUCAAUCGGAACAGUGUUUGCUACAAAGUUUGUUUUUAAUCGAGAAACACACGAACUUGAAAUGAACCCUUCAACUGCAAAGUUUAAAUCUGUGAUGAUGUCAUCAAUAUCCAACAUCUUCAACCUUGUAUGUCACGAAGCUCACUCCUUGAGCACUAUCUCGAAGUCCAGCAUCACUUCAAGGAGACCUGGAUCAGCUCCCGCAUCCAUAGGAUCAUUCUCGGAUGCUGGUUCUUCAAGAAGAUCAACUGUGUCCUCCAUAUCAGUGGACAUGGAGUCAGUACAGAGUGAAGACUCACCAGAUGUUAAAAUGAAGCAGAACAAUUCUUCAAAAGAAGUUGAAAAAGAACAAUAUUAUAUGAACGUGCCCAACACAGCAGGCUUAACUGAACCACACGUGACUCCCAAGCAACAACCUACGAAAGCGGAGGACAAAGAUGGAGUUGGUACACCUGAUCUUCUUCUAUCUUCAGGAGAAGGAGCAAGACUUGGUUUAUCAGUUGGUGGUCAGCGAAUGAUGGGAAACUUCAACCCACUUGAUCACACUAAACUGAAAGAGAAAAUAAUGAAUGACCCAGAGGUAUGUCACAGUCUGUGAAAAUCUAUCCCAUAAAUAACCCAUACAAU